AUGAGGGUACCAUUCCCUCUCUCAUUACGUGUCGGCACAGAUAUUAUUGCCACCAAUAGAAUCUUGUGUCCUCUGAACCCGGAUUACAAGCGACUAACUAGACUGGCCGCACGUUUCCUACACCCCAAAGAGCUUGACGACCUAGCGCGGCGAUUCCCCAGGUGGAAUGACUCACAAGUACACGAUGGGCCAAAGAGACACCAGCUUGCUGCCUGGCUGGCCGGUCGCUGGGCGGCCAAAGAAGCAGCUAAGAAGGCCUGGGAUGCUACUCUGCUUGGGUUCCGCGAUCUACGAGUCGAGCCCGAAGCCGGAGGCCGCGUCCAAAUGAUCUGCGAUAUACGCCUGGAACAAGAUUCGGCUCAAAUUAACCGUACUACUAUUACUGAACAGGCCGCGCAACUCAGCAUCAGCCACGACGGCGAUUAUACCAUUGCAACGGUCAUGGCGACACCACUCCAUCAGGACAUUUCGGCCGAGCUCUCGCGCAGAAAGGCCGAGGCUGAAGCGAGGCUGCUUAAAUAA
Messenger RNA from Exophiala dermatitidis NIH/UT8656, 522 nucleotides. RefSeq lists its product as uncharacterized. The transcript has a single exon. The record is from RefSeq and is a predicted model, not a curated record. Gene Ontology annotation, molecular function: holo-[acyl-carrier-protein] synthase activity; magnesium ion binding. Gene Ontology annotation, biological process: fatty acid biosynthetic process. NCBI's taxonomy places the organism in Eukaryota, Fungi, Ascomycota, Eurotiomycetes, Chaetothyriales, Herpotrichiellaceae. Bases 1 to 522 code for a protein of 173 amino acids.